UGAAUUGAAUUUGCCGGUUGCCGCCCCUUGUUUUCUUUUUCUUUUUCUUUCUCUUUCUUCUUCGACGAUCCCUAUGUAUUAACCCUAUAAAAUGCUCUUCACCAUUUCUUUUAUUUCCAAAUUUCAUCGACCUUGAUUCUUGCAUUCCUUAUAUGGCUUCUCUUCUUCUUCUGUUGUCAGCUCUUGUUCGACCCAAGAAUCCAAAUCUUGCUUUUUCAACAGCGGCUUCCUCUUCUCUUGCCUCUUCUUGUGCUGGUGCAUUUUCUUCUUCCCAUUCCAAAAGGCCAGUUCUGACGAAUGACACCAAGAAAUACGAGUCAGAGAUCUUAGCUGAAGACCUGCAGGAGCCUAAGUUUUCUAUCGAUCUGUCUUGGCCUUGACUGCAACAACACAAUCAUCAGUGCUGAAUCAAAAUUUAAGUUUAGAUUUAGCAGCAGAAGUUUGAAUUUCAUUUGUCAUGGCAAUGCCCAGAAUACCUCUGGCUACAGAGAUUCUCUGUUUCCUGUAGUUAAUUUGAUUUUCAUCUUCAUGUACAUAUAUGUAGGCAAUUAUACCCAGCUAUUGUCAUCAUUCGUGUUCUUCAUUUGAUGAUUUUUCUAAUAUUCCAUGGGCAUGGGCCAUCCAAUUAAUCCCCAAGCGGCUGACUUAAGAAGUACCAAGAGAAAAUCGGACUUAUUUGAAUUAAAAUAUGAGUUUAAUUGACAAAGUUUUUUGAAUUAAAAUUAUUUGAACCGUAAGAUUAAUCGGACUUAUUUGCAUUAAAUAGUUAGAUUGUUUGAAAAGAUAAAAACACUAUGUGUUUAGAAAUAGAGUGACCAAAUGAUUAAUUUUAUUAGACUAUAGGGUGCAAAUAGUAAUUUUAACCAAAAUUUUAAGGGUUAAAUAUAAAAAGUGUUAAGUGAAUUUGUAUUAAGGGGAAAAAAUCCAUAUUGUAUAAUCUGCCCACGAUUUUCCGCUGCGCUGCGAUUCCCGUGCCGGGAAAGACACGCCAAAGGCCACUCCCUGAUCCCAAACUUCCUAACGUGAACGUUACCUGCUCCACGCCAUUGUUUUCUUUGCCAAACGAAACUUCGCGUGAUUCCUAUUAUUGCCAAAAAUGCUUUCUCUGUUCUCUCCAUUUCCCUUGUUUUCUCUGUUUCGUCCACCGCCGCAGCCACCAUGCGUCCGCAGUUAUCGAGCGCCACUCUAAUACUAACCACAAAAACCCACAUUAUGGCCUUAGAUGGAAUCGUUAACGUGAACUCUUUAUUCACUUUAGCGCUUUUUCUUGGUCUCGCUUGGUAUCCUGCUCCUGACCCCUCAAUCACCCUUGUCACUGAUCCUUCCUGCGCUGCUAGCUCCUCUAUCGCUGAGGAUCUCAUCGCCUUCCAUGUGUACUCCUUUAGCUCUUUCCUCUUCUCUAGCCUCAUUGCUUUAGCCCUCAAGCAGGCUAUCAAGAUAGCAGAUAAAAACGACAAUAAUAUUGUUAGUUUUGAGGAGGUGGGAAGUGCGUCCCUGGUGCAUGUUAACUUGGCGGCUCUAAGGGUGGGGACUUUGAUUUCUGGGUUUGGGUCUGUUUUUGGAUGUGGGUUUUUGAUGAUGGCUUUAGUGGACUUGGUGCAGAUAAAGUUGGGGACUUUGGCUUGUGGGAGUUUGUAUACUUUUGCUGCAAUCGGUCCUUUGGUGAUAUUGGUUCCUUUCGCCUUAGUAAUCUAUGUUUUUCUUAUGAUUUAUUCAUUUACUCGCUAGAGUUUUUUG
Molecule: messenger RNA, 1737 nt
Organism: Manihot esculenta (cassava)
Lineage: Eukaryota; Viridiplantae; Streptophyta; Magnoliopsida; Malpighiales; Euphorbiaceae
Exons: 1
Coding region: 1159-1728 (189 amino acids)
Source: RefSeq, a predicted model, not a curated record